Pogoniulus pusillus (Red-fronted tinkerbird) is the source of this 1018-nucleotide messenger RNA. RefSeq names its product olfactory receptor 52D1-like. Gene Ontology annotation, cellular component: plasma membrane. Gene Ontology annotation, molecular function: G protein-coupled receptor activity; olfactory receptor activity. The record is from RefSeq and is a predicted model, not a curated record. Gene Ontology annotation, biological process: G protein-coupled receptor signaling pathway. The transcript has a single exon. The coding region runs from base 41 to 1018 and encodes 325 amino acids. Lineage: Eukaryota; Metazoa; Chordata; Aves; Piciformes; Lybiidae.
GCUCAGGCCAGCCUCUGCCCCCUGCCCUUUCCAGGCCACCAUGCAGGAGCUGAACGAGAGCAGCUCCGACGCCAUCACCUUCGUCCUGACUGGCAUCCCGGGCCUGGAGCAGUGCCAGGGCUGGCUCUCCGUGCCCUUCUGCCUCAUGUACCUCACGGCCCUCCUGGCCAACGCCUUCCUCCUCGCCGCCAUCGCCACCCAGAGCAGCCUGCACCAGCCCAUGUACCUCCUGCUGGCCAUGCUGGCGCUCUCCGACCUGCUGCUCUCCACCGCCACCGUGCCCCAGGCCUUGGCCAUCUUCUGGCUGGGCGCCCGCGAGACCUCCUUCGCCGCCUGCGUCACGCAGAUGUUCUUCGCCCACUUCGGCUUCCUCCUGGAGUCCUCUGCGCUGCUGGCCAUGGCCUGGGACCGCUACGUGGCCGUCUGCCACCCGCUGCGCUACUCCGCCAUCCUCACCGGCCCCGUCGUGGCCAAGCUGGCUCUCAGCGCCGUGCUCAGGGCCUUCUGCAUCAUGUUCCCCCCCAUCUUCCUCCUCAAGAGGCUGCCCUACUGCGGGCACAGGGUGAUGCCCCACACCUACUGCGAGCACAUGGGCAUCGCCCGCCUGGCCUGCGCCGACAUCCGCGCCAACGUCUGGUACGGGCUGGCCACGGCGCUGCUCACCUCCGGCCUCGACGCGCUCCUCAUCGCCGCCUCCUACGCCCUCAUCCUCAGGGCUGUCUUCGGGCUGCCUUCCCCCGAGGCUCGCCGCAAGAGCCUGAGCACCUGCGGCUCGCACCUCUGCGCCAUCCUCCUCUUCUACCUCCCUGCCUUCUUCUCCUUCCUGGCUCACCGCUUCGGCCGCCGCAGCGUCCCCGCCCGGGCGCACAUCCUCCUGGCCAACCUCUACGUGCUGGUGCCCCCCGCGCUCAACCCCAUCGUCUACGGGGUGAGGACCAAGCAGAUCCGGGAGACAGCCCUCAGGCUCCUCUGCCCCGCUGGGGGCUGGGGCUGGCCGGUUUGGAGGAGGAGAGGGUGA